AUGGUUUGCAUUAUUAUCUUUUUUUACAGAUAUCUUGCAAGUGGUGACUCUAUGAAGAGUAUGGCCUUGAACCAUAGAGUUGGCGUGAGUACGGUAUCAAAAAUUGUCGCAGAGACUUGUCAAGCCAUCUGGACUUGUCUGAGUCCACUUUAUUUAUCACCGCCUAAUGAAGAGGAAUGGGCGAAAAUAGCAGAAGGCUUUGAAAAAUACACAGACUUCCCCAAUUGUGUUGGUGCUUUGGAUGGAAAGCACGUAGUUAUCCAAGCUCCUGCAAACUCCGGCUCGUUAUACUACAAUCAUAAAGGGAGCUAUAGUAUGGUGUUAAUGGCAGUAUGUGAUGCGACAUACUGCUAUACGUAUGUUGAUAUUGGAGCUUAUGGCAAACAGGGUGAUUCCACCAUAUUCAGCGAUUCGGCCUUUGGGAAAGCUGUCCUUGAUGGAAGUUUAAACCUCCCAGCUGAUAAAUGUUUAAAUGGUGGGACAACUCCAAUGCCAUUGGUUUUUGUGGCCGAUGAGGCUUUUCCCUUGAAGAAACACAUAAUGAGGCCUUACCCAGGAAAAGGUCUUACUCCAUCAAGGGCAGCAUUUAACUAUAGAUUGAGCAGGGCCCGCCGAAUGAUUGAAAAUACAUUUGGAAUCACCAGCAGUCGCUGGAGAAUUUUGCGACAACCGAUUCUUGCUGGGACUAAAACAGUUGAAAAUAUUGUCAAAGCCAUAGUGUGUCUGCACAACUUUGUAAGCAGGAAUGAAAGGAACUCCACUGUCUUUCAAAAAUAUUAUGUGCCAGCUAACUUUGCCGACACUGAAGUGGAUGGUAAUGUAAUUCCAGGAAAGUGGAGGAAAGAGUGUGUUACUGGCGCUUGGGAUGCUGUUGGUAGUAUAUCUACCAACAGCUAUGCAAAUAAAGUCCGCGAUAUCCGCGAGGGAUUUGAAGACUUUUUCACAAAAAAUAAGUUGUCUUGGCAAGAUAGUGUCGUAUCUAGGGGGUAA
Molecule: messenger RNA, 990 nt
Organism: Parasteatoda tepidariorum (common house spider)
Lineage: Eukaryota; Metazoa; Arthropoda; Arachnida; Araneae; Theridiidae
Source: RefSeq, a predicted model, not a curated record